Messenger RNA from Cladocopium goreaui, 346 nucleotides. The record is from the annotation of a GenBank genome assembly. Lineage: Eukaryota; Dinophyceae; Suessiales; Symbiodiniaceae.
AUGUACCGCUAUCAGCUGUCAUGCGACGCGGACCGCUGCGAUGUCGAGUCGACAAGCAUGGGAGGUUCAGAGGUAAAGGCAGCCUUUGAGGCGAUGCGAAGCAAUGAGACCUUGGACUACCUUGGACUCCUUGGUCGGUCGCAGCCUAGCGAGCUGCCAGAGGGAUCUGCUCAGCAUGGUGGCCGCAAGCCACUUGGAGCCGCCCAUCUCAACGAGUUCCUGCCGAGUCCAGCGCACAAUGUCAGUGCCACUGAGAACAAGAAGUGCUUGCCACUUGAUCCACUUGCACAGAUUGCAGAGUUUCGGCGAUUGGGAUGCAGCUACGCUUUUGAGCGCUUCCCUUGGA